Molecule: messenger RNA, 1513 nt
Organism: Vicia villosa (hairy vetch)
Lineage: Eukaryota; Viridiplantae; Streptophyta; Magnoliopsida; Fabales; Fabaceae
Product: expansin-A10-like
Exons: 4
Coding region: 151-891 (246 amino acids)
Biological process (GO): plant-type cell wall organization
Cellular component (GO): extracellular region
Source: RefSeq, a predicted model, not a curated record
UAAAUCAUAUUCCCAAGGCCUCUUACUCCCUCACAUUACAUGGUCCCAAUUCUGUCAGCUCUGAUGUUGACUGACCUCUCUAUUUAUUCCAACUCCAUUACUCCCUAAAACUGCAAAAACUCAUUUCAAUCUUCACCUUCUUAAAAAAAAAUGUCUCAUCAAGGAUUUCUAGUUCUUGGAAUUAUUCUCUGCAUGAUCUCUAAUGUUUAUGGUUAUCGUUAUGGCAACAAUUGGGGUUGGACUAAUGCACAUGCAACCUUCUAUGGUGGCAGUGAUGCUUCUGGCACAAUGGGUGGGGCAUGUGGAUAUGGAAACUUGUAUAGUCAAGGUUAUGGGACUAAUACAGCAGCACUUAGCACUGCAUUAUUCAACAAUGGUUUGAGUUGUGGUGCUUGCUAUCAAAUCAAAUGUGCUAAUGACCCAAAAUGGUGUCUUCAUGGCUCCAUUGUUGUUACUGCUACUAAUUUUUGUCCACCUGGUGGUUGGUGUGAUCCUCCUAAUCACCAUUUUGAUCUCUCUCAACCUGUUUUUCAACACAUUGCUCAAUAUAGAGCUGGUAUUGUUCCUGUUGUUUAUAGAAGGGUAAGUUGUAGAAGAAGAGGAGGAAUAAGGUUCACAAUUAAUGGCCAUUCUUAUUUCAACUUAGUUCUUGUGACUAAUGUUGGUGGUGCUGGUGAUGUGCAUUCUUUAUCCAUCAAAGGUUCAAGGACAAGAUGGCAAGCCAUGUCAAGAAAUUGGGGACAAAAUUGGCAGAGCAACUCUUACUUGAAUGGACAAAGUCUUUCAUUUCUAGUCACUACUGGUAAUGGUCAUAGUAUUGUGUCAUUUAAUGUUGCCCCACCUAGUUGGUCCUUUGGACAAACCUACACUGGAAGACAGUUCCUCUACUAACCAAACCCUUUAAAUGCAUUUUCCAUAUAUUGAGAGAAAAAAACCAAGCCAUAGUUAAAUAUUUUAAAAUAUCUCAAUUUAUAUAGCACCGACAUUUUAUAUUAAAAGUGUGUCUAGUAUUCGAUAGCAGUUGUCUGUAGCAUACUUAAGUAUAUGACAUAUGUUAUUAUUAAACAUAAACGAUACUUUAUAUUAAAAGUGUAUUUAGUAUCCAACAUCAUGUGUCAGUAGCAUAUUUAAGUAUAUGACACAUGUUUGUAGUAGCAUAUUUAAGUAUAUGACACGUGUUUGUAGUAGUAUAUUUAAGUAUAUGAUAUGUGUCCGUAUUGAACAUCAACGAUACUCUAUAUUAAAAGUGUGUCUAGUAUUCGACAUCAUGUCAUUAGCAUAUCUAAAUAUAUGAUACAUGUCGGUAUCGAAGAUCAACAUGUCACCGACAUGUAUAUGUGAAUUGCUUCUUCAAUAUAUGUCAAGUUUGAAGGGGGAAGGUACUUUUCUAUUUGAAAGAGCACCUUUACAAUGUUGUUAAGUAUAUUCUUCUUGUACUUGCAAGUUGAAACUAUUAUUGAAUGAGAAAGGCCUAUGCUUUAUUUGUGUAAUAAAAUUUAAAUGCAUUGCUUUA